Limanda limanda (common dab) is the source of this 893-nucleotide messenger RNA. RefSeq names its product succinate dehydrogenase complex assembly factor 2 (gene sdhaf2). Lineage: Eukaryota; Metazoa; Chordata; Actinopteri; Pleuronectiformes; Pleuronectidae. The record is from RefSeq and is a predicted model, not a curated record. Gene Ontology annotation, biological process: tricarboxylic acid cycle; mitochondrial electron transport, succinate to ubiquinone; protein-FAD linkage. The transcript is spliced from 4 exons. The coding region runs from base 105 to 596 and encodes 163 amino acids. Gene Ontology annotation, cellular component: mitochondrion.
UCUGACUAGACAGCUGCUUGUGUAAUUUCCUCUGUUGUGAGUCGCACGUUCACGGACCUGGAGCAGCUUCCUCUUCUUCUUAGUCGCCAAAGAGAGAUUUUAAAAUGUUGUCGUACGUCAUUGCCAAAAAACUGGUGGCAGGGAUGUGCCAAGCAGCAUUGAGGCCAGCAGUCACAGGGCUGAUAUCGUCUCGUGGUUACCGUGGCGACUCGCCAGAGGACACCAGGGGGGACCUGAUCGAGAUGCCUCUGCCGCCUUGGGAGGAGAACCCAAGCGAGACCGCUUACAUCAAGAAACGCAGACUUCUUUAUGAGAGUCGCAAGAGGGGCAUGUUGGAGAACUGCAUUCUGCUCAGCCUCUUUGCAAAGAAAUACCUGAACACGAUGAGUGACAACCAGCUGCGGCAGUACGACAGACUGAUCAAUGAACCGAGCAACGACUGGGACAUCUACUACUGGGCGACAGAAGCUCAGCCCACUCCUGAAGUUUACCAAGGAGAGAUCAUGGACAUGCUGAAGGAGUUCACAAAGAACCGCAACCAGGAGCAGAGGUUAGAUGCUCCCAGCUUGGAGUAUCUGGAGAAGGAAAGUCACUGAGCCACAUGGACCUCCUCAGAGACUGAUUAAAGGUGGAUCACUGAGUGGAUGUCAGUGUUGUUUCCAUCUAGAAAACACCUCAGGAAGUCGGGACAUGCAAAAUAUUCACACUUUACUGUCUUGUUUCUGUAAAAUAUUGCAGCCUUAUUUGCCUGUGAUUGUAACUGUAUGUUUAAAGACUGUAUAUUUAAAUUGCUCAAUGGGGAAGCCAGCUUUCAGUAAUGGACACACGCUGGACAAUGAUCUUACUAUUACACACAUUAUGGGUUGUUAAAUAAAUGUUGAUACUUGACUGUU